UGGAAAUGGUAAUGCCAUAAAGAGUGCAUUAUCAGCCUAUCAGAAAGAUAUUCCUGCCGAAAGCUGGCGAGAACGAUUUCCUGGUGCAGAUAAGGCUGCUGCAGUGCAGGGCCAGUCGCCAGAACUGCGGCCAUGGCUUUCCGCGCUCCAACUGCCGCCACUCCCCAUGGCCACGCCACUCCAUCUCCUCUCCCGAGCUCACGGAAGCACGCGGCCUUCUCCAAGCUCAGCGGCGUUGCCAAUGGCAGCCGGAGGGCGCGGCUCGCGGGCGCAGCACCUCCUCCAGUGCACGCACUGGCGCCGACCACGGCAGCGGCGUCGCCCUUCCCUCCUCCCAACGCAGAGUACCUGGCCGCCGAGUUCGGCGGCCACGGCGUGACCUUUGAGGCCGUGGGCGACAGCUGCGCGGUGAAGAUGGCGGUGCGCAACGGCAGCGCGGCGCACCUGCUGCUCCCCAGCGGGCUCGUCACCUCCUACAAGCCGGCCAUGUGGCACGGCGCCUCCACGGAGGUGCUCCACACCACCGUCGGCGAGGGCCCCGGCGGCCGCGCCGUCAUCCGCGGCGGCGUCUCCAUGGACUUCCGCUGCACGCGCGUCGACGCCGUCGCCGGAGCCGAGAACGACGACGCGCGGCCGGGGUCUUCGUCGUGGUGGUCGCCGGGCGGGGCGUGGUCGCUGCGGGACGUGAGGGGAGGCCCCACGGGGUCCAUCGAGGUGGAGCUGGUGUCCGCCGAGCCCGGGAGCCGCGGCGGGGCGGAGGCGAGGUGCGUCGUGACGCUGCGGCCGGAGGCGCUGGCGUCGGAGUUCACGGUGACGAACCCGAGCGCGUCCCCGAACCCGAUGGCGGUGACGGGCGCCGUGGCGAACCACCUGCGCGUGAGCACGCCGGACGCCACCUACGCCGUGGGGCUCCAGGGGUCGGACUACCGCAGCAGGGAGCCCCUGCUGUCCGAGUUCAGCAUCCUUCCCCCGGACUACUACAGCACGCGGCCUGGGGCCACGGCCCGGAAGAUGAACUGGCUCGACAACCUCAUCUCCGGCGGCGGCGGCGUGGCCCGCCGCGCGUCGCCGGCGCAGGAUCCGGACGGCGAGGAGGAGGACGACUACAAGCACCUCACGGAUGAGCUGUGCCGGGUCUACAGCCACGCGCCCAGAGAUUUCACCGUCAUCGACAGGGGCAGGAGGAACUCGAUUUGUUUGAGCAGGAGAGGGUUCGAGGAGCUGUACGUCUUCAGCCCAGGAUCAAACUACGAGUGGUACGGGAAAUUCGCCUACGUGUGCAUCGGGCCUGCAAUGCUGGAACCCGUGGUGCUUGCACCUGGAAGCACAUGGCAUGGUGCUCAACACCUUCGUAACCCAAACUUGUAGAUACAUAUUACAUAGGCUGAUGGAAGAUGAUUACCCAUAUGCACAAGCGUUUGCAGAUAUUGUUAGCCAGGAAGAAAAUACUACUCUACUACUGUACAUGUGAAGGGAAAUACUAAUUUGGUUUGCAAACCGAGCUACUAUAGUUCCUCAAUGUAAUGGCACUGCGCCUCCA
Messenger RNA from Brachypodium distachyon (stiff brome), 1540 nucleotides. Its product is annotated as protein NDH-DEPENDENT CYCLIC ELECTRON FLOW 5. Gene Ontology annotation, biological process: carbohydrate metabolic process. The transcript has 2 exons. The record is from RefSeq and is a predicted model, not a curated record. NCBI's taxonomy places the organism in Eukaryota, Viridiplantae, Streptophyta, Magnoliopsida, Poales, Poaceae. Gene Ontology annotation, molecular function: carbohydrate binding; catalytic activity. Bases 133 to 1368 code for a protein of 411 amino acids.